Molecule: messenger RNA, 1040 nt
Organism: Chenopodium quinoa (quinoa)
Lineage: Eukaryota; Viridiplantae; Streptophyta; Magnoliopsida; Caryophyllales; Amaranthaceae
Product: Werner Syndrome-like exonuclease
Exons: 2
Coding region: 447-1040 (197 amino acids)
Biological process (GO): nucleobase-containing compound metabolic process
Cellular component (GO): nucleus; cytoplasm
Molecular function (GO): 3'-5' exonuclease activity; nucleic acid binding
Source: RefSeq, a predicted model, not a curated record
UCUAUCUUAGUCCGUUCUUUAGAAAUUAUGAGUUGUUAUUCAACCCAAAACAAAUUGACAUUACUCGAGUUAAUAUGAUCCAAAAAUGACCCGACCUAAUUAAUUCCAACCUGAAGUCAAAUAAUGAUUCAAGUUGACACACAAUCUACAAAGUUUGUAAUUAUUUACGGAUAAUAGUAUCACAACCUACAACGGGCCACGGCUAUCUUCCUAAAUCUACUCCGUAUUAAAGCAUUCCUAAACUAAGAAACUUCCUAUUACUCAAUAUAAAUACUUUAUAUUUUUUUUCCAUUUGUUUUUAAGAAACACAAUAUAUAUACUUUACAUAAUUACAACAACAUUCCUAACAUCAAAUAACAACAUAAAACAAAAAUCCCUCCUCCAAAAAACCUUUGUUCUCUCUUCAUUUUUUUUUCUCUCUCAAAAAACCAUAAUAAACACAAAACAUGUACAUGAACGUUAACUUCGGCGACCAUUCAAUCGCAACAACAGUAACAUCCUCAGCAGCAUCCGUCGAAACAUGGAUCAAUCGUGUCAAAAACAUCCAUCGUCGUCGUCUCUACAAACUCGUAGUUGGCCUCGACAUCGAGUGGCGCCCUAACACGUCUAGGUACUUUCGUAACCCCGUGGCUGUACUCCAACUAUGCGUAGGCCAUCACUGCCUUGUGUUUCAACUUCAGUACGCUACUAUGAUUCCUCGAGCCCUCGUCGAUUUCCUUACUAAUGAAGAUUACACGUUUGUUGGUGUUGGUAUUGAUGAAGAUGUACAAAAACUUAAUCAAGAUUAUGGGUUAUACGUUGGUUACACUGUUGAUCUUCGUACUUUGGUUUCUACCAGGUGGAAUGAGCCCGGUUUUCGCAACGCAGGGUUGGUGUCGUUGGCAUAUAAUGUUCUAGACUUGGUGUAUGUAAAGCAACGAAACAUUACUUUGAGUGAUUGGAGUCAGCCAAAUUUGAGUAUUGCACAGGUGCAAUAUUCUGCUAUCGAUGCCUUCCUUUCUUUCGAGAUUGGCAAACAACUCGACGCUGCACACUUUUAG